Molecule: messenger RNA, 1326 nt
Organism: Penicillium robsamsonii
Lineage: Eukaryota; Fungi; Ascomycota; Eurotiomycetes; Eurotiales; Aspergillaceae
Product: DUF2855 family protein
Exons: 2
Coding region: 1-1326 (441 amino acids)
Source: RefSeq, a predicted model, not a curated record
AUGGGUGUUCAUGUGGUAUCAAAGCUGGAUAACCGCCAGCAUGCGAGUUUCAACCUCGAGGUCGCUGCUCAGAGGGAACUAUCUGAGUCUUCAGUAAGAAUUCGCACGCAACUGAUCAGUCUCACUUCGAACAGUUUGACCUAUGCUUUAAUGGGUGGAUUCCUACGUUGGUGGGACGCGUACCCCGUAUCUGAAGACUAUCCCGCACCAUACAACGACCCAGCAGCAUGGGGAAUCGUUCCAGCCUGGGGCUAUGCCACAGUGGAAGAGACAACCAUUCCAGAAUUACCCAAAGGAACACUUCUGUUCGGAUUCUGGCCCACAACCAACACACCGACCGAUCUCAAACUCAAACGCGGCUUACCAGAAGGCCACUGGAUCGAGACUAGCGAUCAUCGCCAGCAACUGAUGCCAUUGUACAACCGAUAUACGGUAACUCCGUCAUCGACCCCAAUCUCCGACCUGACCACUGCGCUCAAUCCCCUGUCAGAUUCUGCACAGAAUGAGCUAGACCGCAUGGCCUGGACCGCGCUAUUCAUUGGCGGAGUAGCUGGGUACGUUCUCAGCGAGUACGUUUUCUCGUCCAACCCAAACCAACCACCCAUCCAUCCACUGGGAAACCAAGCUGGUUUGCCGUGGACCCAGUCCGACGGGGAUUUGUCGUCCGCGAUCGUGGUAAACUUGGCCGCAUCAACCAACACGGCCCGUGUUUUCUCGUACUACCUGUCGCGAAAACCAGAUGGUUCGGCGCCUCUUGGCUUGUUCCAGGUUACAUCAGGUGUGUCGCGCGUCGCGGAAGCGAGUCGGAAUCUAGCUUCUGUUCCUUCCAAGGCGGUUGGAUAUGGGGAUAUUGGAUCUGAGGAGAAUGCGGAGUGGCUGGCUAGCCGCAAGGCUGAGAAGAUUGUUAUUGUUGACUUUGGUGGUCGUCCAAAUGCCCUCGAAGACACCCUCUCCCUGAUUAAGAAUCAUGCUGAGUUGCAAUCUUGUAAGGUUGUCAUUGUCCAGGUUGGCAAUGAGCAGAAAGUAUACUCAAUGGAGGAGAUGAUUGCUGGAAGAGAAGCGACGGCGAAGCUUGGAAAGGUUCAAUACAACACUUCUGGUGUUCAAGACACGAUACUCGACUCUGUCGACCUGGAAGCCUACUUUACAACAAGGAAUGCACGGUGGGAAAGAUGGCUAGAUGAACGACACUUGAGUGUGCCAGGAAAACAGAUUGUGUUUGGCCGCGGUGUCUCUGGUGCUGAUGGCGUUGAGGGAGGAUGGGAUAGACUCUGUCAUGGACAAGUAGGACCUGAUGAGGGAUUGGUGUACAAGAUUCAGACUUGA